Messenger RNA from Neopsephotus bourkii (Bourke's parrot), 2608 nucleotides. RefSeq names its product POF1B actin binding protein (gene POF1B). The transcript has 15 exons. Gene Ontology annotation, molecular function: actin filament binding. The record is from RefSeq and is a predicted model, not a curated record. Gene Ontology annotation, biological process: actin filament organization; bicellular tight junction assembly; epithelial cell morphogenesis. Gene Ontology annotation, cellular component: adherens junction; actin filament; bicellular tight junction. Bases 116 to 1942 code for a protein of 608 amino acids. NCBI's taxonomy places the organism in Eukaryota, Metazoa, Chordata, Aves, Psittaciformes, Psittacidae.
GCCCUGCCACCCGGAGGUGUGUCCCGCCCUAGGCGCGGCUCCCGCAGGUACUAAUCGCCGCGCUGCCCCGGCUCCCUCCUGCACUGCCGCCCGCUCCCCGGAGCCCGCGGCCGGGAUGUACGGGGGGCAGCAGCAGCUGCAGCCCCUCGCGCUGCCUCCGCACCUCCAGCAGCAGCAACAGCAGCAGCACCACUACUACCGGCGCCAGCAGCACUACAGCACGCUCCCCGCCGCCCGGCGGCCCCUCUCCUGCCCAGAGCCGCUGCCCCGGCCCCUGCCCUGCCGGGACCCGCCGCCCUGCCCGGAGCCACCGCCGCCGCCGCGGCCCCCGCCGUGCCGGGACCCGCCGCCCUGCCCCGAGCCCCCGCGGCCCCUGCCGUGCAUCGAUCCCGCGCCCCACCAGCAGCAGGACAGCAGCGUGGCGUACGACCGGGUGCGGACCUACGGCCCCGGCUGCCGGAGGGUGAGCACGUCCUGCUCCUCCCGGGCGGCCUCGCCGCUGGAGUGCUCGCACGGCUACCAGCAGGUCCUCGCCGGCUGCGACCCGCCGCAACAGGGCACUUUUCGAAGGAUUAUCAUUGAGAAUCCUGAUCAGGAGCCAUUAUCCCCAUUUCUGAGAGGGGCAAAUUUCUGUCCUGGAAAUAAUGUCAUCUAUGAAAAGACAAUAAGAAAAUAUGAGCUAUUAAAUCCCCUCCAAGAGAAGCAGUAUCAGUUCUCCCGCCAGUGCCAGAGUCCCCAGCAAGUGGAGCAGUGCCAGGCUGCCCAGCCCUGCCAGUACUCCGAGCAGUCCCAGGUCACUCACCAGUGCCAGCAGACACAGACCAGCAGCCCUUGUGAAGUAAUUCCAGUCUCUGUCAGCGAUGACUGCAGAGGAAAUACAGUGAGGAGGGUGACAGUGCAAACCUGUGAGCAGGUGAAUUGUGCUCAGGAAAAUAAUGACCAGCUGGACUGCCGCUACUUCGGUGAGCUCCUGGCUGAGCUGCACCGCAAGGCCAACGACUUGCACAGUUGUUUACUGCAGCAUGUGGAAAAGAUAGGAGGAAGGAACCAUGACAUUGAAUUUACGGGUCAGACUGAAGAUAUUGAAGAAUUAAUUCCCAAAGGACUGUCUGAGGCAACAAAGCAGCAGAUUCGUUAUCUCCUCCAGAUGAGAGUCACAUCAGAUAAAUCUUUGAGACUUGUGCUUUCCACUUUCAAGAAUCUACGUGAAGAGCUUUGCCACCUGCAGGAUGACUUGGGGAAGUUAGAAACAGACAAUGUGUUACUUAAGAAGGAUUUGGCUUUUAAAGAUUGUCAAGUAAAAGAGUAUGAAACUAUGCUGGCUUCUCUGAGAGAGAAUAAUCGUCAGCAGCAGCAAGGACUCAGAGAAAGUACUGCAAAGUGUCGCUCUCUGGAGGAACAGCUCCUCUGCCUUCGGCUCAGUGAGGGAGAAAAGGAUUGUCAGCUAAAGGAGCUGGAGUUCUGCAAGCGUGCCUUGGAGCAGGAGAUCCAGAGCCUCAGGCUGCAGGCCUGCUCUAAUCCAACCCUGCAGACCACCACGGACGAACUCUCCAGCCGUUACGUAGAGAUGAUCAAUAACUUGAGGGAGGAUAAAGAUCGCGAGAUCCGCAGCCUUAGGUCUCAGUUAUGCCAAUUCCAGCAAGACAUAUCAAGGAGAGAAGGAAGCAACAGUGACUUGCAAAUGCGGUUGCAUGAACUGACAUCAAUGUUGGAGGAGAAAGAUGCUUUUAUUAAACAACAGCAAGAGGACCUCUACAGACUGAAGCAUGACAAGUUAUCUGGCAGUCAGUCCCCUGCUGUAACUACUGUCAUCACCAAGAAGUACAGGAAUCAGUACCCUAUUCUGGGACUCCUGUCUGACGACUACAAGGUUACAUCACCUGUCAAUAAAUCACAAACCAUUGUCAUUGAGAGGACGGGAGAGAUCUGGAAACACGAAUGAGAGAGAUCUCCAGGCCGUCAGCUGCUCAGAGGAGUCCACGAUGACUUAAAGCUGCUUUACUUUCUGCUAUUCUGCAUCUCAAACAAGUUCAGUCUGAUAGUGGGAAAGGCUGGGGAACAUGCCAAGGACAUGGAAGCAUGAAGAUGACGGAGAACACUGUCUCAUCAUGCACGGUUACCUGUGUCUGUAGUCUGCCACCACCACCUGCGUACAGAUGCUGCUGGUACUUCUUCACACACAUGCUUUUGACACAGAGGAGCAUGGUGCACCACGUGUUUGUGGACUUCAUUUUCUUGAUGUGACAAAUUCUGUUCUUCAGCCACUCCUGAAGCAAUCUGAGAUACAAAAGGAAGAUGUCUGAAGCCUUUUCCUCCUUGCACUCAUAGCCAUAUUCUCCUGCCCUGGCUACUCAUGCUGAGAAGUGGGAAUGAUACAGAUCUGUGUCCCAGACACACCAAAUGGCUGGUUUCACUGCACGCAGAUUUCCAGAUUGCUGUUCAAUCUACCACUGCCUGUCCAAGAUGAAGCAAACCCCAGAAACCACCAUUAUGGGGAACUUCAGAACCACCUCACUGAAGAACACUCAUCUGCCUGCGUACGGGAAGCUCAAGCACAAAGGAAAUGACUUCCACUUACACCAGGUACACAAGCUGGCGAACAGCAGAG